UGGUGGGAAAGGAGGGGGGUGGGUGGACGUCAGGACUUGGGCUUUAUCUCCCCUGGCUGCGGGAGUGCAGCCCCCGGGUCACUUAGCAGUGAGCCAGCGCUGAGCUGCCGCAGUCCCCUCGGCCUCGGCUGCCGGGGAGCAUGGCCUAGGCGGGCGGCCCCGUCGUGCGGCGCUGAGCUUCCCAGUGGACCUUGGAGAUACCUGCUGCCCCCGCUUGCAGAGGAAGAUGAUUCCUGCCAGACUUGCGACGGUGCUGCUGGCUCUGGCCCUCACCUUGUCAGGGACCCUUUGUACAAAACGGACUGUUGGCAGGUCACCGAUGGCCCGGUGCAGCCUCUUUGGAGAUGACUUCAUCAAUACCUUCGAUGAGAGCAUGUACAGCUUUGCGGGAGAUUGCAGUUAUCUCCUGGCUGGAGACUGCCAGAAGCACUCCUUCUCGCUAAUCGGGGGCUUCCAAAAUGGCAGGAGAGUGAGCCUCUCCGUGUAUCUGGGAGAAUUUUUCGACAUCCAUUUGUUUGUCAAUGGUACUGCACUGCAGGGGACCCAAAUCAUCGCCAUGCCCUAUGCCUCCAACGGGCUCUACCUGGAGAUCGAGGCUGGCUACUACAAGCUGUCCAGUGAGGCCUACGGCUUUGUGGCCAAAAUUGACAGCAGUGGCAACUUUCAAGUCCUGCUGUCAGACAGAAACUUCAACAAGACCUGUGGGCUCUGUGGCAACUUUAACAUCUUCUCCGAGGAUGACUUCAGGACGCAAGAAGGGACCUUGACCUCGGACCCCUACAACUUUGCCAAUUCCUGGGCCAUGAGCAGCGGGGAAAAACGGUGCAAACGGGUGUACCCUCCCAGCAGCCCAUGCAAUGUCUCCUCUGAGGAAAUGCAGCAGGGCCCGUGGGAGCAGUGCCAGCUUCUGAAGAGCGCCUCGGUGUUUGCCCGCUGCCACCCUCUGGUGGACCCUGAGCCUUUUGUGGCCCUGUGUGAAAGGACGCUGUGCACGUGUGCCCCGGGGCAGAGGUGCCCUUGUGCAGUCCUCCUGGAGUACGCCCGGGCCUGUGCCCAGCAGGGCAUGGUCUUGUACGGCUGGACCGACCACAGCGCCUGCCGACCGGCAUGCCCGGCUGGCAUGGAGUACAAGGAGUGCGUGUCCCCUUGCACCAGAACUUGCCAGAGCCUGCAGGUCCAAGCAGUGUGUCAGGAGCAAUGCGUGGAUGGCUGCAGCUGCCCUGAGGGACAGCUCCUGGAUGAAGGCCGCUGCGUGGGGAGCGCUGACUGUUCCUGUGUGCACGCCGGGCAGCGGUACCCUCCGGGCACCUCCCUCUCGCAGGACUGCAACACCUGCAUUUGCCGGAAUAGCCUGUGGAUCUGCAGCAAUGAAGAAUGCCCAGGGGAGUGUCUCGUCACAGGACAGUCCCACUUCAAGAGCUUUGACAACCGGUUCUUCACCUUCAGUGGGGUCUGCCAGUACCUGCUGGCCCAGGACUGCCAGGACCACACCUUCUCUGUUGUCAUCGAUACUGUGCAGUGCGCCGAUGACCCUGAUGCUGUCUGCACCCGCUCAGUCACCGUCCGCCUGCCGGGACUGCACAACAGCCUCGUGAAGCUGAAGCACGGGGGAGGCCUGUCUGUGGAUGGCCAGGAUGUCCAGAUCCCUCUCCUGCAAGGUGACCUCCGCAUCCAGCACACCGUGAUGGCCUCCGUGCGCCUCAGCUAUGGGGAGGACCUGCAGAUGGACUGGGAUGGCCGUGGGAGGCUGCUGGUGAUGCUGUCCCCAGUCUACGCGGGGAAGACGUGCGGCCUGUGCGGGAAUUACAACGGCAACAGGGGGGACGACUUCGUCACGCCCGCAGGCCUGGCGGAGCCCCUGGUGGAGGACUUCGGGAACGCCUGGAAACUGCACGGGGACUGUGAAAACCUGCAGAAGCAGCCCAGCGAUCCGUGCAGCCUCAACCCACGCCUGACCAGGUUUGCAGACGAGGCAUGCGCCCUGCUGACGUCCUCCAAGUUCGAGGCCUGCCACCGCGCCGUGGGCCCUCUGCCCUACGUGCAGAACUGCCGCUACGACGUCUGCUCCUGCUCCGACGGCAGAGACUGCCUUUGCAGCGCCGUGGCCAACUACGCCGCAGCCUGUGCCCGGAAAGGCGUGCACAUCGGGUGGCGGGAGCCCAGCUUCUGUGCGCUGAGCUGCCCGCAGGGCCAGAUGUAUCUUCAGUGUGGGACCCCCUGCAACAUGACCUGCCGCUCCCUUUCUUACCCGGAUGAGGACUGCGAAGAGGUCUGCUCGGAAGGCUGCUUCUGCCCGCCAGGGCUGUACCUGGACGAGAGGGGAGAGUGCGUGCCCAAGGCCCAGUGCCCCUGCUACUAUGAUGGCGAGAUCUUUCAGCCCGAAGACAUCUUCUCAGACCAUCACACCAUGUGCUACUGUGAGGACGGCUUCAUGCACUGUACCACGAGUGGCGCCCCGGGAAGCCUGCUGCCCGACACCAUGCUCGGCAGUCCCCGGUCUCACCGCAGCAAAAGGAGCCUGUCCUGCCGGCCCCCCAUGGUCAAGUUGGUGUGCCCCGCUGAUAACCCGAGGGCUGAAGGGCUCGAGUGUGCCAAAACCUGCCAGAACUACGACCUGCAGUGCAUGAGCACGGGCUGUGUCUCCGGUUGCCUCUGCCCCCCGGGCAUGGUCCGGCAUGAGAACAGGUGUGUGGCACUGGAAAGGUGUCCCUGCUUCCACCAAGGCAGAGAGUACGCCCCAGGAGAAACCGUGACAAUUGACUGCAACACUUGUGUCUGUCGGGACCGGAAGUGGAACUGCACGGACCACGUGUGUGACGCCACGUGCUCUGCCAUCGGCGUGGCGCACUACCUCACCUUCGACGGCCUCAAAUACCUGUUUCCUGGGGAGUGCCAGUACGUUCUGGUGCAGGAUUACUGUGACAGUAACUCUGGGACCUUCCGGAUCCUGGUGGGGAACGAGGGGUGCAGCUACCCUUCAGUGAAAUGCAAGAAGCGGGUCACCAUCCUGGUGGAAGGAGGAGAGAUUGAACUGUUUGAUGGGGAGGUGAAUGUGAAGAAGCCCAUGGAGGAUGAGACCCACUUCGAGGUGGUGGAGUCCGGUCAGUACGUCAUCCUGCUGCUGGGCAAGGCACUCUCCGUGGUCUGGGACCACCGCCUGAGCAUCUCCGUGAGCCUGAAGCGGACCUACCAGGAGCGGGUGUGUGGCCUGUGCGGGAAUUUUGAUGGCGUCCAGAACAAUGACUUCACCAGCAGCAGCCUCCAGUUGGAAGAGGACCCCGUGGACUUUGGGAAUUCCUGGAAAGUGAACCCGCAGUGUGCCGACACCGGCAAAGUGCCCCUGGACUCGUCUCCUGCCGUCUGCCACAACAACCUCAUGAAACAGACGAUGGUAGAUUCCUCCUGCAGGAUCCUCACCAGUGAUCUUUUCCAGGACUGCAACAGGCUGGUGGACCCUGAGCCAUACCUGGACGUUUGCAUCUAUGACACUUGCUCCUGUGAGUCCACUGGGGACUGUGCCUGCUUCUGUGACACCAUUGCUGCCUAUGCCCAUGUGUGUGCCCAGCACGGCAAGGUGGUGGCCUGGAGGACAGCUACAUUGUGUCCCCAGAACUGCGAGGAGAGGAAUCUCCACGAGAAUGGGUAUGAGUGCGAGUGGCGCUUUAACAGCUGUGCCCCUGCCUGUCCCAUCACGUGCCAGCACCCCGAGCCACUGGCGUGCCCUGUGCAGUGUGUCGAAGGCUGCCACGCACACUGCCCUCCAGGGAAAAUCCUGGAUGAGCUUUUGCAGACCUGCAUCGACCCUGAAGACUGUCCUGUGUGUGAGGUGGCUGGUCGUCGCUUGGCCCCGGGAAAGAAGAUCACCUUGGACCCCGAUGACCCUGAGCACUGCCAGAUUUGCCAUUGUGAGGGCGUCAACCUCACCUGUGAGGCCUGCAGGGAACCGGGAGGCCUCGUGGUGCCCCCCACGGAAGGCCCUGUCGCCUCCACCACCGAGUAUGUGGAGGACACCCCAGAGCCGCCCCUCCAUGACUUCUACUGCAGCAAGCUUCUGGACCUGGUUUUCCUGCUAGAUGGCUCCUCCAAGCUGUCCGAGGAUGAGUUCCAGGUGCUGAAGGUCUUCGUGGUCGGCAUGAUGGAGCGUCUGCAUAUCUCCCAGAAGCGGAUCCGCGUGGCCGUGGUGGAGUACCACGAUGGCUCCCAUGCCUACCUUGAGCUCAAGGACCGGAAGCGACCAUCGGAGCUGCGGCGCAUCGCCAGCCAGGUGAAGUACGUGGGCAGCGAGGUGGCCUCCACCAGCGAGGUCUUGAAGUACACACUAUUCCAGAUCUUCGGCAAGAUCGACCGCCCCGAAGCGUCCCGCAUCGCCCUGCUCCUGAUGGCCAGCCAGGAGCCCCCGAGGCUGGCCCGGAAUUUGGUCCGCUACGUGCAGGGCCUGAAGAAGAAGAAAGUCACUGUGAUCCCCGUAGGCAUCGGGCCCCACGCCAACAUCAAGCAGAUCCGCAACAUCGAGAAGCAGGCCCCCGAGAACAAGGCCUUCGUGCUCAGUGGUGUGGAUGAGCUGGAGCAGCGAAGGGACGAGAUUAUCAACUACCUCUGUGACCUUGCCCCCGAAGCACCUGCCCCUACCCAGCACCCCCCUAUGGUCCCGGUCACUGUGGGUCCGGAGCUCUUGGGGGUUCCAUCAUCGGGACCCAAAAGGAACUCCAUGGUUCUGGAUGUGGUAUUUGUGCUGGAAGGGUCGGACAAAAUUGGCGAGGCCAACUUUAACAAGAGCAGGGAGUUCAUGGAGGAGGUGAUUCAGCGGAUGGACGUGGGCCAGGACAGCAUCCACGUCACGGUGCUUCAGUACUCGUACACGGUGGCCGUGGAGUACACCUUCAGCGAGGCCCAGUCGAAGGGGGAGGUCCUGCAGCACGUGCGGGAGAUCCGAUACCGGGGUGGCAACAGGACCAAUACCGGGCUGGCCCUGCAGUACCUGUCUGAACACAGCUUCUCCGUCAGCCAGGGGGACCGGGAGCAGGUCCCCAACCUGGUCUACAUGGUCACAGGAAACCCCGCCUCUGAUGAGAUCAAGCGGAUGCCUGGAGACAUCCAGGUCGUGCCCAUUGGAGUGGGUCCUCACACCAAUGUGCAGGAGCUGGAGCGCAUUAGCUGGCCCAAUGCCCCCAUCCUCAUCCAGGACUUUGAGACGCUGCCCCGAGAGGCCCCUGAUCUGGUGCUGCAGAGGUGCUGCUCUGGAGAGGGGCUACAGCCCCCCACCCUCGCCCCCACCCCAGGUACACGGGCACCUUGCCCGAUGGGAGGGCUGCCGCGGGCUGGCGGCAAUGCGGUUCUUGGGUUCAGUACCCGCUUCACUGUAACAGUUUAUGCCCUGGUGGGCAGAGCCGCUCUGGCUAACUUGCCACAGCUGGAGUCCUGGGGCCGCUUGCAGCAUGGGUGUCGGCGGCCCAAUGGCAUUCAGUACUGCCCCUUGGAAGGGACCGUCUGCUCCAAGACUCAGGAGCCUCAAAGGGCCCAUUCAGCAAUCAGCUCUGUUAACUGUGUGCAGCUUGGUAACACCUGCCUUUUCGCACGUGCGGGAGUUUGGAGAACGUCACAUCCAUCCCUUGCUCUCUUCUGUCCAGGUGUGUGCAUGGGCAGCUCUACCCGGCACAUCGUGACCUUUGAUGGGCAGAAUUUCAAGCUGACUGGCAGCUGCUCGUAUGUCCUAUUUCAAAACAAGGAGCAGGACCUGGAGGUGAUUCUCCAUAAUGGUGUCUGCAGCCCUGGGGUGAGGCAGGCCUGCAUGAAAUCCAUCGAGGUGAAGCAUGACGGCCUCUCAGUUGAGCUCCACAGUGACAUGCAGCUGACAGUGAAUGGGAGACUGGUCCCUGUCCCAUACGUGGGUGGGGACAUGGAAGUCAAUGUCUACGGCACCAUCAUGUAUGAGAUCAGAUUCAACCAUCUUGGCCACAUCUUCAUGUUCACUCCACGGAAUAAUGAGUUCCAGCUGCAGCUCAGCCCCAAGACCUUUGCUUCGAAGACGUAUGGUCUCUGUGGGAUCUGUGACGAGAACGCAGCCAAUGACUUUGUGCUGAGGGAUGGCACGGUCACCACAGACUGGAGAGCACUUGUCCAGGAAUGGACCGUGCAGGAGCCAGGGAAGACAUGCCAGCCGAUCUCCUGGGAGCAGUGUCCUGUCUCCAGCAGCUCCCACUGCCAGGUCCUCCUCUCAGAAUUGUUUGCUGAGUGCCACAAGGUCCUCGCUCCAGCCACCUUUUACGCCAUGUGCCAGCAGGACAGUUGCCACCAGGAGCAGGUGUGCGAGGCAAUCGCCUUGUAUGCCCACCUCUGUCGGACCAAAGGGGUCUGUGUUGACUGGAGGAGGACCAAUUUCUGUGAUAUGUCAUGCCCACCAUCCCUGGUGUACAACCACUGUGAGCGUGGCUGCCCCCGGCUCUGUGAAGGCAAUACGAGCUCCUGUGGGGACCAUCCCUCGGAAGGCUGCUUCUGCCCCCCAAACCGAGUCAUGCUGCAAGGUAGCUGUGUCCCCGAGGAGGCCUGUACCCAGUGCGUCAGUGAGGAUGGAGUCCGGCGCCAGUUCCUGGAAAGCUGGGUCCCAGCUCACCAGCCCUGCCAGAUCUGCAUGUGUCUCAGUGGGCGGAUGGUCAAUUGUACGUCGCAGCCCUGCCCCACGGCCAGAGCUCCCAUGUGUGGCCCGUGUGAAGUGGCCCGUCUCCGCCAGAAUGCAGAGCAGUGCUGCCCGGAGUAUGAGUGUGUGUGUGACCUGCUGAGCUGUGACCUGCCCCCGGCUCCUCCCUGUGAAGGUGGCCUCCAGAUGACCCUGACCAAUCCUGGCGAGUGCAGACCUAACUUCACCUGUGCCUGCAGGAAGGAUGAGUGCAGAAGGGAGUCCCCGCCCUCUUGCCCCCCACAUCGGACACCGACCCUUCGGAAGACCCAGUGCUGUGAUGAGUACGAGUGUGCCUGCAACUGUGUCAACUCCACGGUGAGCUGCCCGCUGGGGUACCUGACUUCGGCCAUCACCAACGACUGUGGCUGCACCACGACAACCUGCUUCCCUGACAAGGUGUGUGUCCACCGAGGCACUGUCUACCCUGUGGGCCAGUUCUGGGAGGAAGGCUGUGACGUGUGCACCUGCACCGACUUGGAGGACUCUGUGAUGGGCCUGCGCGUGGCCCAGUGCUCCCAGAAGCCCUGUGAGGACAACUGCCGGUCGGGCUUCACUUACGUCAUCCAUGAAGGCGAGUGCUGUGGAAGGUGUCUGCCAUCUGCCUGUGAGGUGGUCAUCGGUUCACCGCGGGGGGACUCCCAGUCUCACUGGAAGAAUGUUGGCUCUCACUGGGCCUCCCCUGACAACCCCUGCCUCAUCAAUGAGUGUGUCCGCGUGAAGGAAGAGGUCUUUGUGCAACAGAGGAAUGUCUCCUGUCCCCAGCUGGACGUCCCUACCUGCCCGACGGGUUUUCAGCUGAGUUGUAAGACCUCAGAGUGUUGUCCCACCUGUCGCUGCGAGCCCCUGGAGGCCUGCAUGCUCAAUGGCACUAUCAUUGGGCCCGGGAAAAGUCUGAUGAUCGACGUGUGCACGACAUGCCACUGUACCGUCCAGGUGGGGGUCAUCUCUGGAUUCAAGCUGGAGUGCAGGAAGACCACCUGUGAGGCCUGUCCCCCGGGUUACAAGGAAGAGAAGAACCAAGGUGAAUGCUGUGGGAAAUGUCUGCCUACAGCUUGCACCAUUCAGCUAAGAGGAGGACAGAUCAUGACACUGAAGCGUGAUGAGAUGCUGCAGGAUGGCUGUGAUAGUCACUUCUGCAAGGUCAAUGAGAGAGGAGAGUACAUCUGGGAGAAGAGGGUCACGGGCUGUCCGCCCUUCGAUGAACACAAGUGUCUGGCCGAGGGAGGGAGAGUCAUGAAAAUUCCAGGCACCUGCUGUGACACAUGUGAGGAGCUGGAAUGCAAGGAUAUCACUGCCAGGCUGCGGUAUAUCAAGGUGGGAGACUGUAAGUCUGAAGAGGAAGUGAACAUUCAUUACUGUGAGGGUAAAUGUGUCAGCAAAGCCUUGUACUCCAUCGACACGGAGGAUGUGCCAGACCAGUGUUCCUGUUGCUCGCCCACUCGGACGGAGCCCAUGCAGGUGCCCCUGCGCUGCACCAACGGCUCCCUUGUCUACCACGAGAUCCUCAACGCCAUGCAGUGCAGGUGCUCCCCCAGGAAGUGCAGCAAGUGAGGCCGCUGCCCUGGGCACCUGCUGUCGCCUGCCUCACCGACAAUGGGACCAGCCAGAGUGCUGCUGCUCGGUCCUCCUUGUGCUCCGAUCUUGUGCCCUCCUGAGCCCACAAUAAAGGCCAAUCUCUCACCUUACAGAAG
This is a messenger RNA of Ailuropoda melanoleuca (giant panda), 8367 nucleotides long. It is a transcript of the gene VWF, whose product is annotated as von Willebrand factor. The record is from RefSeq and is a predicted model, not a curated record. Gene Ontology annotation, cellular component: extracellular matrix. Gene Ontology annotation, molecular function: protein binding. NCBI's taxonomy places the organism in Eukaryota, Metazoa, Chordata, Mammalia, Carnivora, Ursidae. Gene Ontology annotation, biological process: blood coagulation; cell-substrate adhesion. The transcript has 48 exons. The coding region runs from base 227 to 8227 and encodes 2666 amino acids.